Momordica charantia (bitter melon) is the source of this 971-nucleotide messenger RNA. RefSeq names its product protein LURP-one-related 12. The record is from RefSeq and is a predicted model, not a curated record. Lineage: Eukaryota; Viridiplantae; Streptophyta; Magnoliopsida; Cucurbitales; Cucurbitaceae.
AUUAAAUUUCACGAGGGCGAAAACUCACCGCUCAGGAUAUAAAGUUUUCCAUCUUCGUCUCGUCAUUCUCAUCGAUCCGCAGAGAGUCCACUCAUUUUCUUCAUUCAAAAACCUGCAACAAAACCAAAAUCUUCCACAUUCUUCUGCGUUUCGGUUGAAGAAAUCUCCAAAAGUUGAAGAACAGGAUGAAAGAAGGCGUAAUCGUGGAAAAUGAUUUUGUGUAUGAUGAAGAGAAACAUCUUACCGUCAUGAAAACCUCUCUGUUCUUUGCUGGCGAUGGCUACACCGUCUACGAUUGCAAGGGCGAGCUCGUCUUCCGAGUCGAUUCGUACGGUCCAGAUCCGCGUGAGAAGGAUGAAAUCGUUCUCAUGGACGCGCCGGGGAAGUGCCUCCUCACUGUCCGCCGAAAGAGGCCGAGUCUGCACCACCGGUGGGAAGGAUACCUAGGGGAGAGAACGGAGGGGCAGAAGCCAAUCUUCAGCGUGAGGCGUUCGUCGAUAAUCGGACGGUCGAGCAUGACGGUGGAGAUGUUGAAGAAUUCCGGCGAGGAGUACCAGAUCGAGGGCAGUUUCGGUAAUCGACACUGCACGAUAUUCAAUGGAGAGAAGGAACCAAUGGCUGAGAUUAAACGCAAAGUAGAUGCUUCCACUAACGUGGUGCUUGGGAAGGACGUCUUCUCUCUCAUCCUCAGGCCUGGCUUUGAUGGGGCCUUCGCCAUGGGAUUGGUGCUCGUCCUUGAUCAGAUCAACGGUGACGAUUUCGAUAAUAACGGUACUGAAAUGGAACACCCCGCAGAGGAUUAGUCCUUUUUUCCUUUUGGAUUUUCUCAUUGUAGAAAUAAUACUGUCCGUUGAUGGGAAAACCCACAGGGGCCAUGCAUAUCAUAUUGUUUUUUCUUUUUCAGUAUAUCUUGUAUCGUUAUUAUAUUAUGGAAAUUUAGUUAGUAAAAAUCCAUCCAAAAAUAAUUUACA